AGCAAUUUAGACUCAACUGCGUUCUCUAAUUUUCAUAUGCCAUGGUUUGGGUGGUCUCAUUGUGAAGAAAGCGAUCAGAAGAAUAUACGAUGAAUUUCAUAAACCAGAGUUCGGAAAGCUCUUUCGAGCACUCUCUGGGGUUGUUUUUUUGGGAUGUCCGCAUCCUAAAUUUGGUGAAAUUCAUGACUGGCCAAACUUGUCAACGCUGUUGAAGGAGUAUAUGGCCUUACCAAAGAAAGCCAUGCAACAUGCGCAGGACAGUAUAGCUACAGUGGCCAAUAUUUCGAAGAGCUUCGAUGAAUCGGACCUAGACCUUGAUAUUCUGUCUGUUAUCGAAGGCAAGCCGACAAAAGUGAAAGGGGCCCUGUUUAAGCGACAAAUUCUGGUAAAAGAGUCCCUCGCUCGUACAAAGCUAAGACAUGAGAAGGUGGUUAAAACGGAUUCAACACAUGGAGCAUUGUGCAACGUCCUCCCUGGAAGUCCUUUUUACUCCCAAUUAUCCGAGUUCUUAACCCUAGCAGGGCCUGGUCGUACCCCAGACUCCCCUAUUGCUAUCACAGUCACGCAAAGCACGCCUGCCUGGAGUGUUUCGAAUGCCCAUGAGGACGAAGAGCGAUUCAAACAGCUGUCUGUUCAAACGUCGUUCGGGAUAUCGAAUAUAAACACUGUAGCUAGUUCUUCAGAUAGAUCUGGAUAUGAACUAAUACCCGGAAAGCCUGUCACUGGUAUUGCCAAACGGUUGAAGCUCCCCAGCUAUAUCAUGGGGCCCCAUACCCCAGUCCCCGAAUUCUGCGGCAGGGAAGACGUGCUACAGCAGGUUAGGUCUGCUCUUUGCUCCACGAACGAAUUGGGCCGCUUUGGGCCAUUGUCCGGCUUACGGACAUUUGCUAUCUAUGGGGCCGGUGGGAUGGGCAAAACACAGGUGGCUGUCACUUUCGCCUACGAAUGCAAAGCGCGGAAGGAGUUUGAUGCUAUAUUUUGGAUCCAGGCCAGCGAUACAGGGAAAUUGGCCAAAUCUUUCGCAGAUAUUGCGCUCAAGCUUGGAUUAGAGGAUAAUAGUGGUGAUCAAGUGGUUAGUCGGGACCUGGUUUUGGAAUGGCUAUCAUACCCUACACACCAAAUACAAGAUGGUGCCAAACUCAGCCCCCCAGCGAGCAGUACCCCCAAGUGGCUAUUGAUAUUCGACAAUGCGGAUGAGCUGUCCAUUUUACGUGACUACUGGCCCAUCUCUGGAGGUGGCGCAAUAUUGGUGACAAGCCGCGAUCCACUUGCAAAAUCUCAAACAUACUUCCAGUCCGAUGCUGGUAUUGAGCUGAACCCCUUUAACCACGAAGAUGCGCUCUCUUUGGUGCGCACCCUAACGGGGUACUCCAAACCGAAGGAUUAUGAAUUGUCUGCUGCCAUCGUGAAGAGACUAAGCUAUAUUCCUCUAGCGAUCAAUCAAAUGGCCAAGACGAUCAAACGACGGAACAUGUCAUUGAAAGAAUUCAUCAGAUACUAUGAGCAAGCAGAGAUGCGGCAAAGUUUCAAUAAAACGGUGAUUGGAGCUCCCGCUUCAGGGAUGGCACCCAGGACAAUAGCGACUGUGUGGUCCUUGGACGAUCUACACCCUCCUGCCGCUCGUCUAUUUGAUGUUAUAUCCUUUAUGGACCCAGACCAAAUCCAGGAGUCCCUCCUAACUGAUGUAGGAGAGACGGCCGCAUCGCUGUCGCAUUAUCCGAAUUCACUUGACUCGUUCUUGCUCGCGCGAAGUGAGCUUACCGGUUCCUCGCUUCUUUCGCGAAAUGUCGACACCGAGGAGCUCACAACCCACCGCAUCAUCCAAGAUACGAACCGCUUACAAAUGUCGCAAGACCAUUUUGUCUUAGUAUUCGACAUUGUAUGCCAGCUUCUUUACCGGGCGUGGCAUUUUAGCGAGUUUGACUGGGAACCAACGCGCUGGCCGAAAUGCGAGCCUGUUAUUGCGCAUGUCACCUACCUGGGCGAGGUAUACAAGGGCGCGAGAGAUGUAACUAUAGAACCGAAUACGGCCGCAAAACUUGCCAGAUUGUUAAUGGAGGCUGGGUGGUACUAUGUUGAGCGUGGACUGUUUAAACAAUCUCCACCCUUUUUCGAUUUGGCAGAAGAAGUCUGCAAGCUCGCUCCCCAGCAAACAAGAAUUACAUUUGCGGAUAUAUGCUACUGCCGUGCAGAGCUUGGAAAUAUGGAGAACGACCCUAAAACUGCCCUCCCUUUUGCUAAGCAGUAUCUCUCCCUGAUUUCCGAACAUGAUCCUAAAGGAUGGCGCUUGCCACAGGCUCACAACAUCAUGGCUGUUCUUUCUCUUGGUACCUGUGACUAUGAAGGAUCUAUCUCGCACGCCAAUCUCGCCAUCCAUCUAUAUGGGACAUUGCCUGUCCCGGAAUACGUCGCAUUUGCGUAUAUCAACAAGGCCUAUGGCCUUCUCCUCACGGGCAAAUCCACGGAAGCCGAACAAGUCCUUGAGUCGUACUUACAAGGACAACCGGGAAAGGAGCGAGCUGCUGUUUCCGAACCUUAUAAGUGAGUAAAUCCAGUCACCGCAUUACCCUCAAAAACGCCCGUUAUUCAAACUAAGUGACCUGGACUAGAGCUGCCUAUGCCCAGAGGCUUUUAGGAGUUGUAUUUCGCCAUCAGGGGCGCUACGCCGAAAGCCUCGACAUGCACCAACGGGCUAUAAAGUUACUUAUCGAUACUACCGGAGAAGACUUUCGGGUGGCGGAAUUCCACGACCAGAUAGGGGACACGCAGAGAUGUCUGGGACAGUUUGAAGAAUCCAAGUAAGUGAUUUCUCAAUCUACGGUCUAAAAACCCUCCCCACACCCACCAACUAAACGACCUCAGGCAUUCAUACCUACGGGCUGUAACACUGUGGAACGAGAGUUCGUCGAGCCUUCUCGAGA
This is a messenger RNA of Aspergillus ochraceoroseus IBT 24754, 2921 nucleotides long. RefSeq lists its product as uncharacterized. The transcript has 6 exons. Gene Ontology annotation, molecular function: ADP binding; protein binding. The record is from RefSeq and is a predicted model, not a curated record. The coding region runs from base 221 to 2545 and encodes 774 amino acids. NCBI's taxonomy places the organism in Eukaryota, Fungi, Ascomycota, Eurotiomycetes, Eurotiales, Aspergillaceae.